Messenger RNA from Galeopterus variegatus (Sunda flying lemur), 2475 nucleotides. RefSeq names its product ferrochelatase (gene FECH). The coding region runs from base 1 to 1260 and encodes 419 amino acids. NCBI's taxonomy places the organism in Eukaryota, Metazoa, Chordata, Mammalia, Dermoptera, Cynocephalidae. Gene Ontology annotation, molecular function: protoporphyrin ferrochelatase activity. The record is from RefSeq and is a predicted model, not a curated record. The transcript is spliced from 11 exons. Gene Ontology annotation, biological process: heme biosynthetic process.
AUGCUUUCAGUUCGCACAAACAUGGCUGCGGCCCUGCGAACUGCGGGCGCCCUGCUCCGCGAUCGGCUGGUGCCGGGCAGCGCGGCCCAUCAGCCAUGGAGGUGCAAGUCAGAUGCAGCAGCGGCCGCCGAAACAGCCCAACGUGCCAGAAGUGCAGAACCUCAAGUCCACCUGGAGAAGAGGAAGCCAAAAACUGGAAUAUUAAUGAUGAAUAUGGGAGGCCCUGAAACCCUGGGAGAAGUUCACGACUUCCUUCUGAGGCUCUUCUUGGACCGAGACCUCAUGACACUUCCUGUUCAAAAUAAACUGGCACCAUUCAUCGCCAAACGUCGAACCCCCAGAAUUCAAGAGCAGUACCGCAGGAUUGGAGGUGGGUCCCCAAUCAAGAUGUGGACUUCCAAGCAAGGAGAAGGCAUGGUGAAGCUGCUGGAUGAGCUGUCCCCCGACACAGCUCCUCACAAAUACUAUAUUGGAUUCCGGUAUGUCCAUCCUUUGACAGAAGAAGCAAUUGAAGAGAUGGAGGGAGACGGCGUGGAGAGGGCCAUUGCUUUCACGCAGUACCCACAGUACAGCUGCUCCACCACGGGCAGCAGCUUAAAUGCCAUUUACAGAUACUAUAAUGAAGUGGGACGAAAGCCUAGGAUGAAGUGGAGCACUAUUGACAGGUGGCCCACACAUCCACUCCUCAUCCAGUGCUUUGCAGACCACAUUCUGAAAGAACUGGACCAUUUUCCACUUGAGAAGAGAAGCGAGGUGGUCAUUCUGUUUUCUGCUCACUCACUGCCAAUGUCUGUGGUUAACAGAGGGGACCCCUAUCCUCAGGAGGUAGGUGCCACUGUCCAAAAAGUCAUGGAAAGGCUGAGUUACUCCAACCCUUACCGACUGGUUUGGCAGUCCAAGGUUGGUCCAAUGUCCUGGUUGGGUCCUCAAACAGAUGAGGCUAUCAAAGGGCUUUGUCAGAGGGGGAGGAAGAAUAUCCUUUUGGUACCAAUAGCAUUUACCAGUGAUCACAUUGAAACGCUGUAUGAACUGGAUAUCGAGUACUCUCAAGUUUUAGCCAAUGAGUGUGGAGUUGAAAACAUCAGAAGAGCAGAGUCUCUUAAUGGAAAUCCAUUGUUCUCUAAGGCCCUGGCUGACUUGGUGUCCUCGCAUAUCCAGUCUAAUGAGCUGUGCUCCACACAGUUGACGCUGAGCUGUCCGCUCUGCGUAAACCCUGUCUGCAGGAAGACUAAAUCCUUUUUCACCAGCCAGCAGCUGUGACCUCCGCCUGAAGACCACAUGGGAUUAGGCAAAUGCCCAACUUUCAGAUACCCCCAAUGGGGAGGGGGACAUUAGAGAUCAAGGAGCAAAGCCACAUUAGUACAAGUGCCAGCCUUUAGGCACAAAUUUCAUGAUUUCUUGAGGAGCUGACUCUGAAAUCCUUAUUGAGGGAUUUCUAUUUUUAUAUACCUGUACAGUAAGCAUUUAUAUUCCCUCUGUCUGGGUGAAGUUACUAGUUUGGAAUGUCCAUGAGGACAUUAAAAAAAUGAGCUUUAAAAAUUUAUUUUAUGAGAUGCACAUCUAUUUUAAAUACAGCUUUUGGUUUUAUUGCCCAAAAAACCUCCUGAAAGGGUAUGGAGUGUCCCCUGUGUGUGCUGUCACUGUGAAUGAGAUCUGUUUACAGUUCCAUGCAUAUAGUUGUAGUUCUUUAAAUGAACAUAGUUGGGUAUAUGAAAUGUAAUUUGAAAGAGAAACGUUACCUGGUCUUUCCCCAAGCCUGUGGGUUGCAGAAUGGCAGUGAGGUAGUUUGGUUACCUACAAUGUCUGCUUUGCCAGUGAGGCCACCAUCAAUUGUCGUUUUGGCAUUUGUGCAUGGGUCUCACUUUCCUCACCAUAAAACUGAAUCAAGUACAGAUUUCAGAAGUGCUCUGAGAUUCCCCAGGCACACAAGGCUAAUAAACUUGUAGAAAGCCAGCGUUAGUUAUCCAUGCCUUGGUAGGAGUCAGUGGUGCCACAGGGAAGGGGUUCCCGCUGCUUUCUGUCUCCAAGGACAGCGCUGCUGGGAAGUGCUAAUGACGAGCAUUGUCUUUAAAUCUCCUCCCGGACCCUAGCAAGCCUUCCCGGCCAGGGCCAGCAUCAUCUUUAUCUUAGCUGAUGUCUCCUUUCUGCACAUUUAACAAUUAUUUUAUAAAGCCAACUACAUUUUGUAACCUUGAAUUCUUUGUUACUUACAAUUUUUUAUUAUAAAAAUUAUAUAGCCAUACAAGAGGACAUUAGGAAAAAACAAAAAGGAAAAACAACCACUCUAAUGCAACAAAUGCUCUCAUAUUAUCUUAUUUUAUGCCAGUCUUUUCCUGUGGAUAUAUUUAAUGCCAUUGCCACCUUGAAUUUGUGAGUGAAAUGUUGUUCUAAAAAUGUAGAAAUAAUGUUGGAUUAGAAUCUGAUCUUCUAUAUUUGAAUUUAAAUGGAUUAAAAGAUCUCUGAUGGAUCCAUGAA